AUGGCCGUCGCGCCUAAUUGCAGCACAGCGAGUUUCAGGGGAAGCCCGCUCUCAGAUCAAGAAGGUCAGAAGCGAUUGGGGAGUUCUGGACUGAGAAGUUGUCCUAAAUUUUGGGUUGAGAUUCCAUCGAAAGGACGAGAACAAACUUCGUCCUCAGCAAAAUUACAGCUCGCUCAAUGCCAAAGAAUAUUUGAUAGAAAAACCGCAUCCUUCAGCUUUACUUGGCAGCGCACUGCUCCCAGAUACAAUGGAGGAAUCGACAACUUCCUCUGGGAGCGUCACAGUCUUCCCCCAACAUGUGACUACGCCGAGAUAUUCUUCCAAGACGAUCAAACAUCGCCUGCACCACGGAUGGUUCUCAUAACAUGCAGCACUACUUCAAAGGCACCGCAGAUAUCUUCAAUCAUGGACGAUCUGAAAUAUAUAUUGAAAUCUAGGAAAGCGGACGAUCCUAACAUGUGGCCGUUCAUUCUUCUGCUGCAAUCGAACCCCCAUAGCGAUGGGUAUAGCGUUCUUCCUAUUUUCAUUGUGCUUCAAGAGAUCAUUGUGGAUACUGCAAAUUUCUUGCAGCAAGCAUGGGAUGAGAUCAUAAAACUCUCAUUCUCAGGCCGAAACCACGCAUCAGUAUUAAAGGUCCAAUACUUAUGCCACCUCGACGACUGCCGCGAAAGCGCUCUCAUGGGAGUAAUCCACGCAUACUCCAUCACCAAAGACCUCAUCUCCAUCGUCAAACACCGAAAACCAAACCAAACACCCGCCACUAUUGAAGAAGAAUUUUUGAAGGAGAAACAGGGCGAUAUGGAGUUCUUGAUCGAACAGCUGGAGGAAGAUCUGAAAGAUAGGAUUCGUCUCGAGUCUAUUCAAAUGAAGGAACAUCGGAUGCUACUUCAAUGCCGACAGAUCUCCAUUCUCACUUAUCUGGCAUUCAUCUUCCUGCCCUUGGUUUUUGUAACAGGUAUGCUUAGCAUGAACAUCAGCAACCCCACAUUCGUCUCCCACAACCCCAACAAUUCCAACCCGGACCCAGCCCCGCAAACCACUCCCCGUUUCAAGCGCCAGGAACCAGUCAUAACCACCACUCCCUCAUCGACCUCUUCUUUGGGUUCAGUUGCGAGUUCAGUACUUGUCCUGGCGCAGAAUAUGAACAAUAUGACGACUGUGUUAGGUUCCAACCCGCAAGCUUACAUAUGGCCCUUCAAUUUAUUCCUCGCGCUAAUCAUCACAUUUUCUAUCAUGUCGGCAACGCUACCGCUGAUCGGACCCGGCUUAUUACGGAUUCUUUUGAGGCCUUAUAGGAGAGGCACCAGCUCGUGA
Molecule: messenger RNA, 1314 nt
Organism: Lachnellula hyalina
Lineage: Eukaryota; Fungi; Ascomycota; Leotiomycetes; Helotiales; Lachnaceae
Exons: 5
Coding region: 1-1314 (437 amino acids)
Source: RefSeq, a predicted model, not a curated record